Messenger RNA from Hibiscus syriacus, 1256 nucleotides. RefSeq lists its product as uncharacterized. Lineage: Eukaryota; Viridiplantae; Streptophyta; Magnoliopsida; Malvales; Malvaceae. The transcript is spliced from 7 exons. The record is from RefSeq and is a predicted model, not a curated record. The coding region runs from base 1 to 804 and encodes 267 amino acids.
AUGGGCAGGCGUAUUGUUAAUCGUAACAACAAACCGGUGACUCAACUUUUAGUUCUAUGGGAGAAUCUGGAUGAAGCAAAUGACGCUUGGGAAGAUUUUUCAGUUCUCAAGGGCCAAAUUCCAACAUUUGAUCCUUGGGGACAAGGAUCAUCUCAAGGGGCAACACUAUCUCUGCUACUUUCAUUUGACCUCCAUUUCUCCUCACUAAUGCAGAAGGCUAAGAAGCAGAAAGUUGGUUCGGUUGACAGUAAAACAAAUAUCCCUAUGAAAAAAAGAACAAGAACUAUAAAAUCACCUGCUGAGGAAGGAAUUAUAGAGAUUGCAGAAGAAAUUAAUGAAGGGGAGGUUAAAACAAAGGGAGUUGAUAUGCCUAUCAUCUCUGGAUUAACAACAAAGUUCACAAAGACUUUACGGAAUGGGAAAUCUUUUCAGAUAAGGGAUCUUCUGAAAAAUGUAAAUGAUUCAGUCAGCAAUAGAAACAUGGAAACGAAGGAGCAUAAAGUUGGUAUAAGCAAUCAAAAUGGAAAGAGGGGAAAACCACGAAAAUCAGUAGUUACAAGUCCAAAAGCUUUUGUUGCUGGUAAGGAGCAAAAUGGAACUGGAGGUCUUGCUGAUAAAGAAGUUGUAAAAGACUGUAUGAGUAAUGAAGCUGAUUGGUCAAAACAGAAAAGGAUGGAGCUGGCAGCCUCUCAAGAUGCAUUGAGAGGAAGGACGAGUGAUGAUCCCAAAACAAUGGAGGUUCACUUGCCGAGUGCUGGGAUUUCCAACAUGCUGAUGAGGAUCUACCUCUAUCAGCAUGGAUAGGAGCAAUCCACUCUUCAGGUGAUGAAGAUUUACGACUUUCCUGUGGUAAGCAUGUCAAUGAAUGGAAUCAGGGAAGUGGACAGGUUGAUGUUCUGGUAGAAUCUCUUGUUAUGGAUGCCAAAAGUGGAAGCUCGUUGGAUGAAGACCGGAGUUUGCCUUUCUUGAAGAAAUCAUGACUCUGGCGAACAAUUGAAUCUAUGUAUGUCUUCAAAAUUGUGCCCCAAAAGCCACAUUUUCAACCUUCGGCUGAAAACAGAGAGGAGUUUUGUGAAGGAUCAGCAAUUGGUAUCAUGGUAACCUUUGCCAGUUUGUUUGAGAAGAUAUCGACGUUGUGUAUUGAUGAUCCUAGAGAUACAUUUGAUAGCUUUUUUGAAAGUCUUAGUCAUUUGGAAAAACACGGAUUUGAUGUUACAUUGCUUCAAUACCGCUUGAAUAAAGUACUAUCGAUCAAG